CAAAACAGCAAGAACUUAACCUCAUUUCACCACUAAUGAGCAACGAUGAGUUUGUUUUUGGGGCCGCAUAAUCGCUUCCUUUGAUUUUGGACCAAAAAAAUGUAUCACGAGAUAGCACACAUGUCGUCCGAUACCCUUGAGACCCUGGACACAAAUGAACUCAGCAGGAAAGGUCAGAAUUAAUGUGCAAGCCUGCCCCAAGACGGAAAACAUUAGCGUUUGCCCAAUGUUUGACGUCAGGAAAAUAAAGAGAAGGAUCUUUCGAUGAAUCGCCAAUUAAGAGUCUAAUAUUUAUAUUGUUUUCAAUCUUAGUAGCAUCGUUAUAUCUCCAACAGCUACUAUAGCUAAAAAGGUAAACAAAUAUCAUCUCAGUACACGGUGGCGUACAGCAAGAACGCAUUUCCAAAUCAACUUCUUUAAACGAAAAAUUUAAGUCAAAUUUCACCACAAACAUCUACCAACGAUGGAUGCCGAUGGGGACAAGAUUGAAAGCACGGAACCUCCCACCGAACUGUUUGAUUGUACCAAAUCUCUCAUGCGGGAUAACUUGUACAAGAUAAAUCAUCAAGGUAAAAGGUUGCGCCCUUUUCCUUUCGAAGUGCUUGAGGAAAGCAUUACGGAUAUUCCGCAUCUGGAAGAAACCACCAUCUCGCGACAACCGUUCCCAUGUCCGGUUGGACAUUGCCGACAGCCUUGCUGUCUGUUUAUGUUUGCCACCCACAUCACCUUCGACCAUAAGGAUGUGCUGGUGGAUACAAUAUGGCCCAGUGAACCAACCACGGUAUUGAUCGAUCCGUACACCGCGGAUGUCGAUCAAUCUCGUUGCCAUAAGCUACAUCUUUUAAGUGGCAAAAUCAGAGGUCUUGGCGAUGGGAAGCAUCGUGAUAAGCUACCCUUUGCGCUAAUGUCAUCAAAAUUUUCACUACAAGGCUCGAUGCGAUUAGUACUGUGGAUUACCGGACCAGAUGCGGGUGGAAGUUUACGGCAACGUUACACCAUGGAGGCAGGACGUAACGAUCCAAACAGGCUGCUCCCGUACGCGGUAGCCUUCAGUGGGGAAAUUGUCCCCGUACACAGCCCUCAAGACGCGGCCGCGGUACACCAGUCCGGUGUUGGGCUUGUUAUUCCCGAACAGCAGCUGGACUAUCUUACCGACAGCCGGACGAAACUUCUCGAAGUUUGUGUUCAUUUCUAUUGAUAACUUACCGGCGGGUUUGGGAAUGUAAAUGACCGCCGAUCGCCUUCAGUUUCUUCCUCCGAAACAUGACCGUGGGAGGACAAACACAGGAUGUGAAAGAGUGUAAAACAGCACACGAAGAGAGUGUUGUCUGUCCCGAUUAACACUUGAAGAAUAAUUCAUCAGGAAACGCCCCCGUGUCUGUCCAGGUUUGCUUCGUUGACAUCGGCCCAAUGGUCACGGGUUAAUGGGUUUUGUGAAAUGGAAGCAAGCCAAAUACCGCAGACACACACGCCAAUUAGCAUCGAAUUGUCGUUCACGAACCGCUUGAUGCAUACAUUUCUAACCGGCUUUGUGUCGCGAUCGCCCAAAACUUUUGCAGAUAAAAUCGUUGUCUAAAACGUGACCCAUCACACUUUGGUUCUUUAUUAACGCCGGAGUGGGUAGUUUGAUUCCUGUCGAUUACAAACAAACGCAUACGAAUUGAAUAAAGAAUGAGUGAAUGUUUUUGCAAUGACA
Messenger RNA from Anopheles funestus (African malaria mosquito), 1696 nucleotides. RefSeq lists its product as uncharacterized. NCBI's taxonomy places the organism in Eukaryota, Metazoa, Arthropoda, Insecta, Diptera, Culicidae. The transcript is spliced from 2 exons. The coding region runs from base 464 to 1198 and encodes 244 amino acids. The record is from RefSeq and is a predicted model, not a curated record.